Oncorhynchus gorbuscha (pink salmon) is the source of this 771-nucleotide messenger RNA. Its product is annotated as RNA binding protein fox-1 homolog 1-like. Gene Ontology annotation, biological process: regulation of alternative mRNA splicing, via spliceosome; nervous system development. Gene Ontology annotation, molecular function: mRNA binding. Bases 115 to 726 code for a protein of 203 amino acids. NCBI's taxonomy places the organism in Eukaryota, Metazoa, Chordata, Actinopteri, Salmoniformes, Salmonidae. Gene Ontology annotation, cellular component: cytoplasm; nucleus. The record is from RefSeq and is a predicted model, not a curated record. The transcript is spliced from 6 exons.
AGGGAACAGCGCCCCAUCCAUAAUUGAUGCUAGCUGUGGGCAGGCAGAUGCUGGAGGCAGGAGGAAGAAGGGAGGGAAGGAGGGAGGAAGAAGGGAGAACAGCUGGAUGUGUUUAUGGAGGAGAAAGAGGAAGGCAAGAUGGUGGAGCAGGGUAACCAGGAGGCCCCUCCCCCUCCGGACUCCAGGACUCAGCCGUACCCCUCCGCCCAAUUUGCCCCCCCUCAGAACGGCCUGCCCGCUGAGUUCACCGCCUCACACCCUCACCCUGCGCCCCCCGACUACACAGGACAGCCCCCCGUCAGCGAACACACCCUCAACAUGUACCCCACUUCACAGAACCACAGUGAACAGAGUGGACAGGACACCAGGAUACAGACCGUCUCAGCCACAGCCACACAGACAGAGGAGGUGUCUCAGACAGACAGUCAGCAGCAGAGCCAGUCGUCUGACAGUUGUAACAGUAAGACUCAGCCCAAGCGUCUCCAUGUCUCCAACAUACCCUUCAGAUUCAGGGACCCAGACCUCAGGCAAAUGUUUGGCCAAUUUGGUCAAAUCUUAGACGUUGAAAUCAUUUUUAACGAGCGGGGCUCUAAGGGUUUUGGGUUCGUAACUUUCGAGCAUAGUGCGGACGCUGACAGGGCGCGAGACAAAUUACACGGCACGGUCGUAGAAGGUCGUAAAAUAGAGCUCCACUCGUAUACACCCCCAACUCUGUUACCACGGUAACAAAACACAAACAAGUGGGCGGGGCCAAAAACUGGUCUGGGAAUG